AAAGUUAUGUCCCACAUUAGAGUGGCAUUCGCUCCACUCGACACCAAUCCGUCGACAUGUGGUCUUGAGACGUUCGCAACGCAAAUCGAAACGUUGUCUCAAAUGAUGACCGCGGAGGAAAUGAAGGCGGAAUUAUACGACUGCGUUAGGAGAAUUUUGCGGGAGCAAAAGUUUGAUCAAAUUCGUGAAAACGAAGCGAUGCUCCGUCUCUACAAAGUUAUGGGUCGAUCUAGUACAAACCUGAAGGGAAGAGGCAUUUAUGAACAACUUUUCAAAAAGGAUCAUUUCACUGGUUCGCUGAAGUUCUAUCUGCAAUGGGCAGAAGAAUGUGGAAAAGAUCAAAUGCUGGAGGAAUUCAAAGAUGUCCUGAAGUUGGCACGAGAUCGUCUUUCCGAAAGAAUAGAAAUGACAGCAAUUGAAUCGGGAUUUCGCGAUUUGGUCGAUGAAUACUUCAAUGGAGAAUCUGGAGAUAUGUUCACACGACCGGAUGAGACUAUGGAUCUUUUCAGAUUCAAUGCGGGUUCUAAGAAAAAGCGUCGCUCUUCGGUUUGCUUUUUGCAACACAAUGUGCCUAUAAAUAACUCGGGAAAAGCUGCAUUUGGACCAAAAACCAAAACGGAUCUUCGCCAGGCGUGUAUCGACAGGCCAAACUAUCAUGGAAUAUCGAUUGAGGAGUUUCGUUUUGCCAAAUGGAAGGACACUUUCGGAGAAGAUGUUGAUGACGAUUACCGAAAACGAAAAGACUCUGGUGUCGUUUUCGUGAAACAUCAAGUCAUUGAUACCGACAGACAAGCCCGCGAAGAAGUUGAAAACCGAUUCAACGCCAAUCUAAAUCCUAGAAGACGUCAUCUUUCACCAGUCAGUGAGAAAACGGUUGAUGAUGAGGAGGAAAAGCGAAGCCGGAUUUAUUCGCCGCUGGUUGCAACGAAGGAUGCUCACAGACCUGCACUUCGGAGCAAAAUUGAGAAUCCUCCAGCGACAGUGACACUUUCGUCGGAUACAAAGUCUGCUUCGGAGAAAGAUGUUAGUGAUUCCGAUGAUGCAGAUGAUGAUGAAAGACUCAAGAUUAUGACUGCCGGCAGAAAAGAUGGUAACCCUCCAGACCGUUCCACAAGCAUAUCUUCCAACUAUUCAACUGCUUCUGCAAGAACAUCAAAGAGUGGAGCUGGAUUGGAUUUGAUGGCGGAAAAUAAGUGUUUGGAGGCACAUGCUAUGUUUUCCGACACUGUACAUCUUGCUAGCGAAAAGACAAUGGUCCUUGGCGAUGAUUCUGUCUUCGUUCCAGAAAGAUCUUUAGCUACUACGCAGAUAGUUACUGACUUUUCCGUGCUCUGUGAUCCUGAUCCGACAAUGACCAUUACACAGGAGCGUCCGAAAAAAGUGUCGAAUGGGUUGAAUGUUGUUUACGAUGAGGCAGCCGAACCGGAAGAAUCUCAGAAAGUUGAGGAAUCUGAAGUACAACCCGAAAUUGUCCUAGUUUCUCCAGUGACGCAAACCUCACCAGCUACAAUGUUUAAUGAUAUUUAUGACGAUGAAAUCGAGUUUGGCUUUUUCAAACCGUCUCGUGGUAAUUUCGUCACAUCGACCCCCGCACAAGGAGUUCAUUUGGUCAACAUUGAUGAAUAUUUCGGAAAUAAAGAGGAGGAAAGCACUCACGAACAGGAAGCUCCAGUAUUUGUUGCUCCAACCAGCAGUACUUUCAGUAAAUUAACACGUCGAAAGUCACUAGCAGCAAAUCAAGCCGUUCAGCCCUCAGUCACAGAGUCAUCAAAGCCUGAACGAUCAGAUCCUAAAGAUUCAUCUAUCGAUUGUUUGACAGCUAAUCUAGGAAGACGUCUUUCAAUUGGUGCUGAUGAAAUUCCAAAUCUCACUGAAAACAACGAAUCUGAAAUCACUGGUUGCAAGAUUCGUCGGCGCAGUGAAAUUAUCAAGCAAGGAGACAUCAAUCCAUGGGACGAAACUCUUCGAAAAAAAUUGAUGUGUCUUGUGCGUCCUCCCCAGAAUAUGCACGAGUUCCAAGAACGAGCACCGAAGAUUCAAGCUCUGAGAGACUGCGAGGUUAGCGGAGAAAAGCUCCACAUUCAAACUCUUAUUGGUCAAGGUGGAUACGCUAAAGUAUACCGGGCUGUAACCGAUGAUCAAAGGACAGUAGCUGUGAAGUACGAGGUGCCAUCAUGUUCGUGGGAAGUGUACAUUUGCGACCAAAUGCGGAAUCGCCUGAAAGAUCGAGGUUUGGAGCUGAUGGCCAAAUGUUGCAUUAUGGAAGUGAUGGAUGCUUAUGUUUAUUCAACUGCUUCGCUUCUUGUUAAUCAGUACCACGAAUAUGGAACGCUGCUUGAAUAUGCGAAUAACAUGAAGGAUCCGAAUUGGCACAUAACCUGCUUCUUGAUUACCCAAAUGGCCCGAGUUGUGAAGGAAGUCCAUGCCUCUAAAAUUAUUCAUGGAGAUAUCAAACCGGAUAAUUUUAUGAUCACCAGAAAGAUCGAUGAUAAAUGGGGCAAAGAUGCUCUGAUGAGUAACGACAGCUUUGUCAUCAAGAUUAUCGACUGGGGACGUGCCAUUGACAUGAUGCCACUGAAGAACCAGCGUUUCAAGGGAAGAGCAGGAACAGAAGCGUUUGAUUGCCCGGAAAUGGUUGACGGUCGUUCUUGGACUUACCAAGCCGAUUACUUCGGAUUCGCCGCAACAAUGGCUGUCGUUGUUGCAGGAAAGUAUGCACAGUUGACUGGAGCUAGCGUUGGAGACUAUUCGUUAAAUGUCGACAUCAAGAGGCGCAACAUUCUUCGCGAUGCUUGCUACGAUGUCAUUAACAGAUUCCUCAACAUCCCUUCGUGUGAUUCACUUCCGGACUGGAAUAUCCUGAUCAAGUCUUUCUCGGAAAUCUGGAAUGAAAAGUUUGAAGCAUCGGGAUGGCGACAGGCGGUUUCCAAGUUCAAUGAGGCCUGUGAUCUUGCCGCCAACCAAAAGUAGCCCAACACAAUGAAUUUGUAUUUCGUGCUCUUAUUGCUCUCUUUUAUUGUCUUUUGUAUUGAUAUCAUGUGAAUAAACUCGUUCGGAGCUUU
Molecule: messenger RNA, 3062 nt
Organism: Caenorhabditis elegans
Lineage: Eukaryota; Metazoa; Nematoda; Chromadorea; Rhabditida; Rhabditidae
Gene: bub-1
Product: Mitotic checkpoint serine/threonine-protein kinase bub-1
Exons: 6
Coding region: 7-2970 (987 amino acids)
Biological process (GO): mitotic spindle assembly checkpoint signaling
Cellular component (GO): cell cortex; kinetochore; nucleus
Molecular function (GO): protein serine kinase activity; ATP binding; protein serine/threonine kinase activity
Source: RefSeq, marked reviewed